Messenger RNA from Paramuricea clavata, 3900 nucleotides. NCBI's taxonomy places the organism in Eukaryota, Metazoa, Cnidaria, Anthozoa, Malacalcyonacea, Plexauridae. The record is from the annotation of a GenBank genome assembly.
AUGGCACCACUUCAUGCACCAGUAAUUCAGCAAUGUGAUUAUUCCCAAAUGCUCGGAGUAAUAGGUGACCGCACUUGAGAAUCGCCCAAAAAACUAAUAAUAUAUAUUCAAUUAAUUCAGACUAUGUCACUACUCACUACACUGACUACAGUAGUACAGUUUAAGUAAAUCUGCCAAUAUAUUAAUUUUAUGAUUGAUAUUAUGUUGUCACUUUCAUGCUAUAAAUACAGUACCUGUAGCUUUGAUAAGCUAGUGUGAGCGAACACAACCAAACAACAAUAAAAAGCAACUUAUUAUCUUAUAUAGUUAUAUUCUGCGGUUUUUGGAAGCUAGGAAUCUUUCCGCUGCAGCUUGCAAGUGAGCAAUGUUUAUGUUUCCAUGGACAUGGUAUUUUAUUCUCAGCAGCUUGUCUAACCGAUCUAUGGUUAGUUGGUUUCGCAGUUGUGUUUUUAUGCGAUUCUGCAUGCUAAACACCCUUUCUGCUUCUGCAUUUCCAACCAUUACACACAAGCAAGUUGCCAUAGUUGAAAACUAGGCGAGUCUAUUUUCUGGAUGGUCAAUAAAAUUUGCGUAGGUGUCACUAGCGGCGCAUGUUUACAAAAUUACAUAUUACUAGCCGUUUCACUCAGCGAACAAAACGCAAAUACAUAAUUUAACAUUAUAUUUUAUUGUAAGGUACUCUACAGCUUUUACCUAGCCGUCCAAAAGGCGUCACCAUGAUAGCGAACCGUCCAAAAGCCGUCUUUCUUAGAAGGCCGUCCAAAUUUGAAAAUGGCCGUCCAAAAGACGGCUGGACGGUAGGCUGGCUAAGACCCUGAGCAACAUGUGGAAAACGAAACGACCAAUUCUUUUGAGCAUGCUCAGUGCCGACUUCCAGUGCUAAGAAAAUAACCGGACCAGCCAAAUCUUUCAGAACUACACAGCUCUAGUGUCUAUAAUGAUUUGUGUCUAAAUAAAGACAAUCUUAGCAUAUAUUUUGUAAAAAACAUCAAGCCACUAUUAAAUGUAACUUAAUGCACCCUACUUUAUCUUACAAUACUUAGCCUUACAACAGAUGAUUUUACCCAUCAAGGGAAAAUUGUUAAUGGGUUAACACUAUUUUUGUGCUGUUUCCAGGUUGAGCUGAUCAGAAGAGUUAACAAGCUUUGGACCAAUGACAAUAUUCACAUUUUUAAAACUAUAAACAUACCAGUCAAACUAACAUUUGACAAUGGAGAGAGCACUCUGAAUAAUGAUAUUCCAGGGACAUCUAGGGAUACCAAACUGCACAGACCUCAGGAAUGUGAUAGCGAAGAAAGUGUGGACUCUGGGGUACAUGAGGUGAACCAUGGUGAUAUUAGCAUUGAUAUAGAAGGGCAUUCAAGGAUUGCAUCUGAGGGCUCUAGGACAAACAAGGGUGCGUCAAGUAACUCAGAAGAUUCACUGAAUUCGUUUUUAAAAAAGUUGGAUAGUGAGAUGAAAGCAUCCAUUCAAAAGGCAAAGAAACAAAGGUACGAUGCAGGGUUUAAGAUUUUGGGGGUUUUCCUAAAUUUCAGGGUGUGUACUUGCCAAGUGCCCAGAAUAGCAAAUACAUGGUGCCUGUUAUGCCUGCCAACAAUAGACUAUGUCUGCAGUUAUUUCUAACCGAACUACCUGACAGAUACUGUACAAGGAGAACUUCAACGCUUUGAGCGAAGGCCCUAUAAUUUUAUUAUAUGCAAAAUUUGCGUUUUCAAAUGACGCCAAACAGCCACGAUAUAACAGCUUUGACUCAUCGGGUGCGUGAUAUUUUCAAUCAAGUGCGAGGUCAGUGAUCAGUAGCCUGUGAAAUGUCCGCUUUAAGAAUUGAAAAUGCAUAUUACUUAUUACUAUUAGCAUUGAUUACUGCACCGAAUGAAUCAUGUGUGAUAUUUUUGACUGGGAAAUUGUUUCAAAACAUUUUAUUCAACUGCAAAUUUGAAACAAUGGUCGUCCUAUCUCACCAGAUAAACAAUGUCCAAUGAUGUUAGUUUUUGUACCUCGCUCUAACCUUAAUUUACGGAUUUUACCACAGAGUUAACACAUUGAGCGUUUUUGUCCUUCUGAAAUAACUCCAAUCAGCGCUUGAAAAAGCUUGAUAUGACGUUUAAAUAUACAAACGUGAUGUCGAUAAUACCGAAAAUUAUCGAUAAUACAGAAAAUUAUUGAUAUUCCGAUAUAUCGAAAAUUUCAAUAUUGAGUAAUGGGUAUUUAAAAAAAACCCGAUAAUUAUCAGUAUAUCCAGGGACGCCGGAACUGGGGGGGGCAGAAGUGCCUUUUAGUUGUAAAAUACUACGUGAUAAAUCACAUUUCCAGUGAUGCUUUUUCUGGGAAAAUCAUGAGAUUCAGGUAAUUUAUAGGCCCAGAGAAAGUAAAUUAACAAAAAUAAUUGUGAAUUUGGUAAAGAAUGAGUUUAUAAUUUACAAAAGUUUUAGAAAAUUUUUGGAAUUUAGAAAAAAUUUUUAACUUAACGGAAAAUUUUGGUAUGUCGGGAAAAAAUUUUUGACCCCUAAAAUGGUACACUGGGGGGGAGGUUGCCCAAAAAAUUUCCAUGAAAAAAAAAAUUUCCGGUAGAUUUUGAACUUUUGCUCUAUAGAGGUGCCCUUGGUGUGCAUCCGCCCCCCUUUGCCUUAUUAUCGUUCCGGCAUCCCUGAGUAUAUCGAUAAACUGCAACAGCCUAGUUUGGCAAAGGGCCUUUGCUCGAAACGACCAAGUUCUCCUUGUAUUUUUCAGGUAGUUGCAUCCCUAUCUUCACAGGGAGAUCCCCACCCCCUCGGUAUGUGGUAUCUUUGGAACUGCAAUAGCCCCCCACACUUACUUCUUUCAAAAACCAGGUUUUACUCCAAAUGUAACUGGGAAUCCUGAGCAUGAGAAUAUAAAUGGAAUUGGGUAGUAAUGAGAAUAAUGUAUGUGUUAUGUACUGUAUACAGUAACAUGGCCGGAUUUUGAGGGGAGGUGCGCACCUCCCCUGAGAUCGUUUUGCACCUCCGCUGAGAAUUUUUGCACCUCCCCUGAAACAUCAUGCACCUCCCCUAAGUCCCCUUGGGAAAGUUUCAAUGAUAGAUCAAAGUGAAACUUUGACAUUUUAGAGUCUACACUUUUUUCACACAAGUUUUUCUGUAAAAUUGAAACAGUUAUGGCUAUUUAUCUCUGAAAGAAACUUUGUAGUAAUUGUAAUGAAGGGCAAAAAUGGAUGAGUUGUACAGUCAUAAGUCAUUAAUACACUGAUACAUAUGACUUGUAUACUACAUGCAUACGUCACGUCGUUGACCAAUGACUUUGGCCCGUUCUAGCCCUAACUUUCCAUGGGGAUCAUUAGCUAGACCGCUGCACCUCCCCUAAUUUUUUUCCACCGCCCCCACUCCAGGUGAUCUUGAUUCGCGGAAAAGUACUGGCACUAGUUGUCAAAUAGAAAUCCAUUUUAUGAUUAAAACAACUGAAUAUCUCCUGUAAUAUACUUUAUUUCGAUUCCAAAUUUUUGUCAGAGCUAUAGUUCUCAUAACCAAACAUAAUUACAAAAUUUCAACUAGUUUCAUAAAGAAUAACGAAAGAUAUAAUUGACUGAAUACAUCAAAAUGGAUUUCUAUUCGGACAACCCUUUCUGAGCGCUGAUUGGCUAAAAUACGAACACGAGAUCACCUGGCUAUUUCAACCAAAAUCCGGCCUUGCUGUAUAAGCUACUAAUAUAUAUCAGAUCAUGUUUUAAUGUUGUUUUUCAGAAGAGACAAUGUGCCAGCAUUGAUCAGCAGCCUAGAAGCCAGCCAUGAAAAAGAAAGAUCGAAAAGACACAAACAAACGGACAGUAAUCAUGUGAGAUUAAAAAAUAACCGUGUGGCACGAACCAGAACGCAGACGUCUUCACAAAGUGACAGUGGUUCGCUCGACGAGUUAUUUGAAUUAUAA